GCGCAGUCUAGUUAAUAUACGUCUAUGGAGUUAACAACUACGAGAAGGAAGAAAGGGAAUAUAACCUUUCCAUGAUAAAACAUAAAUACUUCUAGGAAGUAAAGACAAAAAAUAAAAAAAUUUAGAAAAUAAAUAAAUACAAAUAAAUAAGUAACAUGCGACCACGCAAAUUUAAAUUGCCAUGCAAUGUGGAUAGUUUUACACACGCUGAUAAGAAAAUAGUGGUUGUCUCAGUAUUUGGCAAGUCACAAUAUCGAGCAAAAGGAUGUAAGAUGGAUAUGCUCGGUCCUGUAUUUCAGGUAAAUCUCCUGGAUGAGCCAGAAAUUGAUGAAAAUUCUGUGUGUGAAAUUGAAGGAUAUUAUAAUACUAAAAAGAAGACAGUUUAUCUACACUUAAGAGGAUUCUUAGACACCCAUACACUUUUAGCUGAAUAUGAUAAAUUCAUAGAAAAACAGGAUUGUAAAGACUUCCUCAGUAUAUGGGCACAUGUGAGAGACAGAUAUGCCAGAGCCCUUUUGGUGCUUUUUCAUAUAUCUCAUGUGAUUGUGCUUACUCAUCCUACACAUACUUUUGACUAUAGCUAUGUGCAUUUAUUUCGUGCUAUAGAUAUAAUCAGACAAAAAAUAUCCCCUCAACUCUCUGACAUGUUAAGCUGUAUUCAUAAUCUACCAAAGGAUUGGAUCUCAAAUGGCAGGCCUUGUUCACCACGAGUGCUAUUUUAUUUUGAAAGCUGUCCUGCAGUAUUUCAGAACUCAGACAGUGAUGUUAACAUUAAAAAGUUGGAACACUCCCUUGAGGAUCAGAUUUAUCAUGUGUUAAGGAAAAAUAGAAUCGUUACUAAUAUUAGCUCAAAUUCUUUGUUUGCAAUACCAGCUAAUCAGGAAUUUGUCUACGUGCAUACCGAGAGCACAGAAUCGAAUGAUAUGUUGGGUUAUAUGGCAAGCAAGUUGAUACAAAGCUGCAAAGUUGGUCCUGGUGGUUUGACAUCGAGAAGUCUUGUUAGUCUGGACUCAAACAUUGUAGCAGAUGAUACCGAAGAAGAGUCUCACUCAUUCAGAUUAUUUUUGCAACAACAUAUCAAUUUGGCCUUUGCGAGAGGAUUUGACGAUAACGUCGGUCGACAUUCAGUACCUGCUUAUUUCGAAAUACCCAGUCUCAAUGUGUUUUGUCAAGUGGCGAACAAAGUCUUUGACUACUUUGUUCAUAGUACUGACAAAGAACUAUUGGCGCUUCACAACUUAUUAGACACUGACGUGAAGUUUAGCAAGAGUAGAUGCAGCAAGGUACUUCCAAGAGCUCUGCAAACGUAUCAGGAGAAUUUACCGCAGCACUACACGAGAGCGUACCAUGAGUCAAAGUUGGCACACGCAAUGGGUGUUUUCGAGAUGCAUGCCCGUGGCCCGUUGUUCGAAGAGUUCAGCGAGAAACUGCAUGUUGAAUGCGACAAGCAUUGGCGUGCCGGCCGACAGAUGUGCGAAGUUCUUUCACUUACUGGUCACCCUUGCACAAACCCCAUUCACAAAGGAGGCAGCGAAGGUGCGGGAGGUGGAGAACAGGCGGAGCCUAGAGAGGACGACAGCGAAUUGCCUGUUCGAGAACAUUGCAGCGGUGUCAGAUACGUGUGUGCCUGUAAUUGCGGCCGAUAUCAGAGCUCGAGAGAGGAUCCCUUUGGCCUGAGACAGGCCAACUACGAUUAUUUCCAGCUGCUGGCGAAACAGUGCGGUUGUGCGCAGUUGGAGAGCAUACAGUUCCCUGUGUUUCAGCCCAGUACACACAAUUUCAGAGCGGCACAAUUAUUCUCAUCGACGAAACGCCACGAUUCCUUCAGCCGCACCGGGUCUUCCACGCCCCAGGAACACACGCAAGCUUGUAGCUUAGGAGGCGACAGUUUAAACGGUGAGAUUACGGAUUAUGGCAGCGGCGGCCAAUCACCAGUAACAAGCGACCCGAUCGAAGAAGAUAUUUCUAGAUUAAGCAGUAAGACGAGCCUCACACCUAGCGAUGCACACAAAGUCGUCAUAGAAGUAACCGAUAGCGACGCCGAGAAUUCGAAAGAAAAGUCAUUGGUCAGGCAACCAUCGACGACGGAAUAUCUACCUGGAAUGUUGCAUACCGAAUCACCGGCCGGCUUGUUACCGCAGUUUUCCAGCUGGUCGCUAAUAUGCCUCGGACCUAGCAGCCUUUACUCUCACAACUUAGGACUGCAGCAUCAGACCGGCGUAUUGCCCACAUCUGCGUUUCUGUUACCAUGGGACGUGACAGUAAGAUUGGAGCAUCAGAAGGAACGCAGUUCGUUAUGGCCUACAAUAAAUGACCAUAGUGCUCAUGGCGGAUAUUGUCCGCGAGGUAAAAACUUUCAGAAUGCGAAUCCUAUUCGUGGUCGCAAGUCGAAAGGUGGCAAGGAGUUCGUCGUUAAGAUAUUUGUUGGUGUGGAGUAUGAGUGUCCGCGCGGCCACAGAUUCAUGGCAUCAGCUCCUGAUAAAGUGUUGAAGGCGUCUGGAAACGGGAUCGUGAAGGACAGCGGCAAUAAAGUGACGUCCAGCACGGCGGAUAUGCCGCUUUAUUUCUCUUGCCCAUGCAGCUUGGAAUUGCUGUCUUCAAAAAACUGUUCUUCUUAUGAAUAUCGGAACUUGUCGGAUACCAAACGCGUAACUGGCGAAAUCCGCUUCGGAAGAAAAAUGGAUGGUGGCUUCGAGUUGAUAAACUCGUCGAUACUUUUGUCGGCCUUCUCGGAAAAUUUGAAGUGGGAAUCAACCAGAUGAUGUUGCAGGGAUCGAUGGUAAUCCGAAAGGUCGAAAAACACCACAUGAAAGAAUUUCCUAGCCCAUGUCGAAGAUGAUCUCCAAGAUUGUUUUCGCCUUGUGCGAUCGCGCAUUGUCGUGUAGCAAAAUCAUCUUUCUCCUUCCAGUGCUGAUAAAAGGUCUUUUUUCCUCAACUACAUCACUGUCAAUCUAAUCAUUUACUGCCGGUAACGCUCAGAGUUUCAUCAGGCUUGAGCAACUCAUAGUAAAUAACGUCUUUCUGGUCCUACUAAAUACACAGUAACGUUUUUUUUGCGUAAAUAUUUGAUUUUGCAGGGCUGGUCGAUAUCUCACCCGGAUAAUCCCACGAUUUUCUCCUUUUAGGAUUGUUAUAGACCCAUUUUUUAUCAUCAGUUACUAUUUUGUGCAUAAAGUCUUUCUUCUUGAAUUUUAAUAGCAGGGAUAUAGCUGUGUCGAGGCGUCUCUCUUUGUUUUCAGGACUGAGCACGUGCGGAAUCCAACACUGAAUUCUACCAAAUUUAUAUAGACGUUUCAAAAUAGUUUGUUGUGAAUCACUGCAAGUGCAUUUACAAGCUGUGAUUGAGUUUGACACGGAUUUUCUUCCAAAAGCUGUUCCAAUUCUUCGUCUUCAAUUUUCUUCGGUUGUUUAGGGCGUUCUUCGUCCUGAAGAUUGAAAUUGCCAUCCCAAAACUUUUGAAACUACAUUUUACAUGUACUAUAAGACAUAGUAUUUUCACAUAAGGACGAGCAAAUUAUUUCAUUAGUCUCGGCGGCAUUUUUCUUCAGUUGGAAUUCAAAAAGGAGGCAGUGCCUAGAUGUUGCUUUUCAAACGACAUCGCUUUCAUUACUGUUGAGUUUACAUUAGUAGAACCGCCAAAUACUAUAUCUCGUUUUAAAGCUGAAAAGUGGUGCUGUAAAACGACAAUUCGGUAGGAAAAAAAGUUAAGUUUAAAUAGGUGCUGCAGCUGAUUAAAUGUAGGGGCCAAGAAUUAAGGCUCUUGGGUGGAUGCAAAUAUUCUUGUUUGAUGACGUCAGAAGCGAGAAAACGCAUGUCAAGAAUUCUUGCGUUUUACGUUUAAAUAAAAAGAUAUAUUCACAAAAUGACAUUUGCAAUCGAUUCAGUACACUUGUAAACAUAGAGAUAUAAGAAUAGAGGGAAC
Dinoponera quadriceps is the source of this 3922-nucleotide messenger RNA. Its product is annotated as protein SMG8. NCBI's taxonomy places the organism in Eukaryota, Metazoa, Arthropoda, Insecta, Hymenoptera, Formicidae. Gene Ontology annotation, biological process: nuclear-transcribed mRNA catabolic process, nonsense-mediated decay. The transcript has 15 exons. The coding region runs from base 156 to 2762 and encodes 868 amino acids. The record is from RefSeq and is a predicted model, not a curated record.